CGGCCUGCGCUCCGGGGUAAGUCCCGGCUUAGGUCCCGGCUCAGGUCCCAGCGCUCCGAGUCACAAGGCCGGUAGGCAGGGGCGCCCAGCCGGCGAGCCGCAUGGAGCCGCGCGCCGGGGACGGCUGCUUCCUGGGAGAUGUGGGUUUCUGGGUGGAGCGCACGCCCGUGCAUGAGGCGGCUCAGCGGGGUGAGAGCCUGCAGCUUCAGCAGCUGAUUGACAGUGGAGCCUGUGUUAACCAAGUCACUGUGGACUCGAUCACACCCCUUCAUGCAGCGAGUCUUCAGGGCCAGGCCCAGUGUGUGCAGCUGCUGCUAGCAGCUGGUGCCCAGGUGGAUGCACGCAACAUUGACGGCAGCACCCCUCUUUGUGAUGCCUGUGCCUCAGGCAGCAUCGAGUGUGUGAAGCUCUUGCUGUCCUAUGGGGCGAAAGUCAACCCUCCUCUGUACACGGCAUCCCCGCUACACGAGGCCUGCAUGAGCGGGAGUUCUGAAUGCGUGAGGCUUCUUAUUGACGUUGGGGCCAACCUGGAAGCCCACGAUUGCCAUUUCGGGACGCCUUUACAUGUUGCCUGUGCCCGGGAGCAUUUGGACUGUGUCAAAGUGUUGCUCAAUGCAGGGGCCAACGUGAACGCAGCCAAACUUCACGAGACUGCGCUUCAUCAUGCAGCCAAGGUAAAGAACGUCGACCUCAUCGAGAUGCUCAUAGAGUUUGGAGGCAACAUCUAUGCCCGGGACAACCGGGGCAAGAAGCCCUCGGACUACACGUGGAGCAGCAGCGCCCCCGCCAAGUGCUUUGAGUACUAUGAAAAGACACCUCUUAGCCUCUCACAGCUCUGCAGGGUGAGCCUGAGGAAGGCCACCGGUGUCCGAGGACUAGAGAAAGUGGCCAAGUUAAACAUCCCUCCCCGGCUCAUCGACUACCUUUCAUACAACUGAGCUGCAGGCAGGGGGCCGGAAAGGCUGGUGACUGGCCCAGUUAUCACCUUGCUGUGCCUAGCCCUGGGCCUUAAAGAGUUCUGUCUGUUUCUCUGAAACACUAUCAUCGCUGUAGAUUGGUUGAUGCUCCUUCGUGUUCCUUCUGGUUGUCCUUUUUGAUAGCUUCUUCUGAACCCCAGAGAAGAUCUCUGAGGCACCAGGAGGCCAGUGUCCAGCAUCACAGUUGUGGCUGUAACCCUUGCUAGUCUUCUGGAACAAAUGUAGUCACUCUAGGAUGGGCUCAGUUCUCCGUGUUUCUCUUUUCACCGGCCACCCUCAAAUAGAGACAGUUCAAGGUGCACAGGGGAAUCUGGGGACUCAGAAUGCUAAUGUCGAUGGUUUUUAUCUGGGUGCCAUGCCACAGAAGCAUCAGGUUCCAAGCCCUUGAGCCUGUGGACUGGGACACCACGCUGCAGGCAUCGUGCCACUUGGAUUGUUUUUCUGGGGCAGCAGCUGGCACUUUCCAAGGUCUACCCACACCCAGGUAUAUCACUCAGGGGCUUUACAGGUCAGAGUUUGUACCCCCCACAUCAUGUAGUGGUUUUUUUUUUGGGGGGGGGGAAUGACUAUCUCCAAUAUUAGGACUCAAAUCUGUUAAAAAAGUUUAUGUUGGGGCCUGGAGAGAUAGCUUGGGGCUAGAGUUUAGUUCCCAGAACCCACAUAAGGCAGCUCACGAUGGCCCGUCACUUCAGCUCCAGGGAUCCAAAACCCUCUUCUUGCCUCCUCAAGCACUCAGACAUGUAUGUACACACACACACACACACACACAUACACACACACACACACACACAGAUAAAUAAAAUAAAAUCUUUAAAAAAGUUGGAGAACCUUUAGAUUAUAUAUAGAUGUGUAUCUAUAAAUAUAUACACAUACAUUCAUAUAUAUGCUGUAACAAGAUUUGUAAUGAGCAAUGCAAAACAAUAUAAACAAUAGCUAAUAUGAAAGUGCAAAACUUUAUCCAGAUGAGAAUGAGAUUCCUUAGCCAAGGCAGAAAAAGGGGACACAGUUCCUUCCUAUAGUAAUAACAAUGAGUCCUGUACAUUGUGGGUGAAAUACUAAGCCUUGCAUUCAGACUGAAUUUUCCCGAUUGACAUUCUAUAUUUUUAACAAUACUGAUAAUACCCCACAUACAAUAGAAAGAAUUAGAGAAUUUUCCAGUGGUCAUUCUAUACUGAGAAAAGCCACCUUCUUUCUGUCCGUCUUAGGUACAAGUUCUGAGGGGAUCCAUGUUUUUGCAUGGAUUAGUAAUAGCAAUCAUUUUCAGAAAGGCACUGGAGUCUGCCUCUUUCACCUUUGUAACAGAAUCUUGCCUCUAGCAAUAAAACCCCAUAACAGCCCACCUGUUAUAUCUUUUGGUAUAGAAUAAGGUUCUCUCAUCAUCAUUGUCCAAUA
Messenger RNA from Mus pahari (shrew mouse), 2369 nucleotides. It is a transcript of the gene Asb13, whose product is annotated as ankyrin repeat and SOCS box containing 13. The coding region runs from base 102 to 938 and encodes 278 amino acids. Gene Ontology annotation, molecular function: protein binding. Gene Ontology annotation, biological process: positive regulation of protein catabolic process; intracellular signal transduction; protein ubiquitination. NCBI's taxonomy places the organism in Eukaryota, Metazoa, Chordata, Mammalia, Rodentia, Muridae. The transcript has 6 exons. The record is from RefSeq and is a predicted model, not a curated record.